Enterobius vermicularis (human pinworm) is the source of this 1908-nucleotide messenger RNA. The record is from the annotation of a GenBank genome assembly. Lineage: Eukaryota; Metazoa; Nematoda; Chromadorea; Rhabditida; Oxyuridae.
AUGGACGCAACACUUCUGACUUCAGACUUAGACUUCGUUUGCUUAACCAACAAUCUUUCAAAAUACGGUUUUCUGAAGCCCUUCUAUAAUGAUGAAAACAUACAGUGUAAUUUGAUUGUUGAAAACGACGACCGCAAAAUUGAUCCAAAACAGCUAUCAUACAGAAAACGUAUUCAGUGGCAUCUAAAAGAAUUUUGCUAUAAAACCUCCAGUCAUGGAAUUCCCAUGCUUGGAAGUGCACCUAACGCUAUCUACAGUUUGACAGCUUACAGAUAUAUUUGGAUUGCGUUAUUAGUGUUAUCGAUGUCGAUGUUUUUGUUACAAACGGUCAGUGUCAUUGCCAAAUAUCAUCGAAACGAAAAAAUCACAAACAUCGAACUCAUCUUUGAUACCGGUAUUUUUCUAACCUUUUUUUCCUUCAACAUUUCACCCUUUCCAGCAAUAACAAUUUGCAAUCUAAAUCCCUACAUGAAAAGUGUAGUUGAAGAAGUUGAUGUGGUCAGAAAUGUAUUUAAAGUCUUUAAUGAUGUGAUGGCUGAAGCAUCAAUCAAAAACUCUAUGAUUCUUGACAGUCAUCAAAAAUCAAACUUUCAUGAGAGAGGCCAUUUUGAAGCGGCAUGGUCAAUUUGCGAGUGUAAAGUUCGUCGAGGAACUUUGACCUGUUAUGCAAAUGUUAGAAAACCCUUAGACUCUGACGGUGAAUUGUGCUUAUGCGCUUUCGACAGGAAGACAAUGAACGUUGUUCGAACGGAGUUAUCUGUUUGUCAUUUAAAGGAUGAAGAACCGUUGGCGCUUUCAGAGUUUUACAUGACAGAAGCGGAAAGUGGUGCUGCAGACAUGGUUGAGGCAAUGGGUUUUGAAGAUAUGACAGACGAAGUUGCUAUUGUUACAAAAGCUCGAGAAAACAUGAUUUUUGCGAUGACUGAAUUGGCUGAAGAGGAAAGAAUUGCAUUAUCUAUUGAGAAAAAACAGUUUAUACACAAAUGUUCGUUUAACAAAGUGGAAUGUAACGUUGAAAGAGAUUUUGUCUUAGUUCAAAAUCCAAAUUUUGGAAACUGCUAUACCUUUAAUCACAAUCGAACAGAAAAUAAGACGACAAUACGUGCCGGACCAAUGUAUGGUCUUCGAAUGUUGCUGUACGUUAAUGCAUCAGAUUAUUUGCCGAUAACAGAAGCUGUUGGAAUAAAGAUCACCAUACACGAUAAGGAUGAAUACCCGUUCCCUGAUACUUUUGGUUACAAUGCACCUACCGGAUACAUUUCAUCGUUUGGUAUGAGAAUGGCAAAGGUUGCCCGACUACCAGCACCAUUCAGUGACUGUGUCACCGAAGAAGAAGAUAACAAAUAUUACGGAAAUAAAUUUCGCUAUUCCACCGAAGUCUGCUAUCGUAGCUGUAUUCAAAAGAAAUUAAUUAACGACUGCGGUUGCGGUGACCCACGAUUUCCAAUUUUUAAUAACGAACAUCAUUGUCCAGCAUUUGAUCCUGUUGCCAGAAAAUGUUUACAAGAACAAACCAAAGCAUUCAGUUCACAUCAAGAAAGUUUACGUUGCCACUGCCAACAACCUUGCUCACAGUCAAUCUAUACGGUUUCGUAUUCGGCCGGUAUAUGGCCGUCAGAAUCUUUAAAUAUAACACUUGGAAACUGCAAAGAUGGUCCAGAUAUCUGCAACGAACAUUAUCAGGAAAAUGGAGCAAUGAUUGAGGUCUUCUACGAGGCGCUUAAUUAUGAAAUUAUGACAGAAUCCGAAGCAUAUGGGCUCGUGAAACUGCUAUCAGAUUUCGGUGGUCAGCUCGGUCUAUGGUCUGGUAUCUCCUUCAUGACCUGUUGCGAAUUUGUUUGCCUGUUAAUUGAAAUUUUGCAAAUUGUUUUCAACCAUUACUGGAAGCAGUAUAGAGGAAGGAAAUAA